UCGCCUCUUGGGGUAAUCGAUCAAAUCACUUUGAAACCCGUUCUUUAAAACUGCACCCUUGAGCCCAAGACCCCGACCCAUGCGGAGACGCUGAUCCGUGCCAAACAAAACACGCAUUUUACGGUGCAUGCAGUACCCUGGGCGGUACGUAUGGCACCCGGGUUCCAGGAUGUCCAGACGACCAUCUCUGCAAGCGCUUCAUGUCACGCCACUCUCAGACACUUGUGUCUAGCGUGGAUAUCGAAUCACGUACAGCAGUAGAUACAUUAAGAGAACGUUUGAUACUUCGCCCGAUAUAAUUCCAUCGCAUGGUGAUGUGGAGCCCUCGCCUUCUCCUCUCCACCCCUUCGCAUUUGUCCUUUCCCCGGAUGUCUUUUGCCUCUUGUUUUCCCGCCGCCUCUCAGGCGGAUGCCGCGAAGCGAGAGCUGCUGCGACAAAUUUACGACAAGUACGAAGGGUGGGUGAAGGUGGGAGGGCCCAACUCUCUCACGGAGGGCACGAAUCCUGAGCCGAGAGAGUUCACGGUGUCGGUGGUGUUCGUCAUGUCGAAGGAAACCGCGCCUCCCGAGGGGGAGCUGGUCGGGGAUAUCCUCUACGUGGCGGUGCCGGAGGGGUACCGGAACAUCGUGCUCAAGACCAAGGCCAUGCUGUGCCUGGUGCGGCACUUCGACUUCGAGUUCCUGCUCAAGGCCGACGACGACUCGUUUGUGUGCCUGACGCGCAUCGCCUCCAUGCUGCACGACCUAGACCCGGAGAUCAGCGGCAAGGUCUACGCCGGCGUGCCCACGGCGUGCAACCAGAGCACCAAUCCGGACUACUGGAACGGAAGGGUUAUGAAGAACCCCGACCACCGGUGGUUCGACAGCAAGUACGUGCAGCACACCCUGGGCGGCCUCGAUUGCUUCCCUGCGUACAUGCAGGGAGCUUUUUAUAUCCUGGCCCAACCUCUUGUAGAGCACCUCUACCGGGGCCACGAGCACUUGGAGUGCUUCACCAACGAGGACGUUACGAUCGGCUCCUGGCUCAUGGGGGUGGACCGCGAGAUGGUGGAGAUGUACAACCUUCACACGUCCCACCUGUGGGACUGCCUGUGCGCCCGCACCCAGAUAACGGUCAAGACCCGCAGGAAGCAGAUGUUCUUCCACAACUGCAAGGGGUUGUCCCAGCUCAAGCUGUGCGGGACGCGCCUCCUGAGACCGGGCGUCGGGUGCUGACGAUUCUUCUUCUGGGUGCCUCCCUACCGCCUUUCAUUGCUUCUAGAAUGUUCUACGAUAGAAUGUUUUCCUCGUUUCGUCUUUCCUGGCCCGGCCUGGCCUGUCUCUGCUUUGGUUUUGUCUGAGUUAUCGAGGGGUAAUAUCGUUUGGUUCGGCAGCGGCCAUCAUACCGUUGUCAUGCCAGUCCUGUGUGAAAGUACUCGGUUUUGUGGUGCUCGCACAUUCAAGCCGGUUCCUGCGGCCUGUACACGGGCGGUGCGUUGACGUUGUCCUUACUGUAGGAAUUUAGGUAAACAUUGUUGUAGCCGCUGUUGGCAGGCAGUCGUGAUGUCACCGCCCCCCCCUCGUUUGCGGCCAGGCACCGAUCGGUCGGGGCUGGGUGUUCUAUUAUUUUUCUAGGAGGUGAAGACUUUUUUCACGGCGGCAUCGAGUGGUGAGCACCUUUCCUGGUGCCUAUUUUGGCCGUACGGGACAGGACAAGACUGUUAGUUUUCUCCCCGCGCUGCUGCUGCUGCUGCUGCUGUUGGCGCUCUUCGUUCGUGUCGAAGCACGCGCGCCCUUGUUUUUUGCUUCCGCUUCUUUGGGUCUGUCUGGAGUAGCUGGUGAAUGUGGCUUGGUUGUUUUGGUGGCGCACCACGCCGACGAAGCUUUUUACGACGGAUCACGCGUGUCUUUUGAGAAACGGACGGAAGAGGAAACAGGAGCUCCGCUGCUAUCGGCGGAUGCUCGCAGUUUGUUGCGCUGCGAUGCGGCGCGCGAAGUUUGUGUUUGGACUUUAUGAGAGAGGUCAUUAGUGUGCACCCAACGUUUUAAUUUGUUCGGGUGGUUGUGGGUGGGUUCGCGGUUUAUGCCGCUAGGUUCGUCAGCACGCUGUGUGGGCUUUUUUGGGGUAUAUAUCGAAAGAAGUGGUCGGUGUGCAGAUGUGGGUGUGGCGGGCCCGCUUACUUUGACGUGUACGAUGCUAAAUUGAUGCAAGCAGAGACGACGAGGGGAAGGAUGGAUGGGCGCCACUUGCGCUUCCGGUUUGUAAGUCUUGCUUUUUAACGACGAGCGAACAUCGUCGGCUUUCGUUUGUAUGCGACGAUAAGGCGAUGUUCGGGGCACCUGGUUGUCUGCAGGCCGUACUAUAGCGCAUUAAAGUAGAGGAGAGGUAUUCAGGGCACCGGGCCGGGUGUAAGGUGUGUGUCUGAUUCACAGUAUUUACAGCAAUUUUAAGGGUGUACUUCGUUCACUCAAGCCAACCCACGUGUAUUUAAGGUGGCGAGAGAAGGCAUACAGAUUGGCCAAGUUGUCAGUCAACCAAGAUUCAUCUGGGUGGCCGUGGCGUGAAUGCCGUGGAAGUAUUCUUGCACGCGCGCGACGUCGGAAGCACGUCGCGGUGCCGGAGCUUGUAGAGUUUACUGCUUUUGUGAUUGUCAACAUUUCGAUCGUUUUGUUUUCUCUCGUCUCGUCACGAGAGAUGAAGGAAAGUUGGAGCGGGCCUGCUCUGUUUCCAAUGAAGCUCCGACACGUCCAGCGUGCGGAGAGCAACAGAGGGGGGGGGGGGGUACUUGAAGUUUGGCAAGAGCCAGUGGUAUCCAUCAGUGGUUUUGUUUCGCGACGGCGUGCGAAGUGCAAAGCGGGUCAGGUGCAACGUUAUUUUUUGCUCAUUCGUUCGUUUUAGAACAUGCGGUGUAACUGACUGCCUAAAUUGUACUGGUAAUAAUAUGUUGUGUUGCUGCACACAGACAAUCGUUCCACCGCGUGUGGCUAUCAUUGUUGUUUUUGGAAGGUAUCUACGUAGAUUUUGAUGGCUGUUGCUACAAUAGUAGUUGUGUAGGUGUCGCACACAAAUAUUUGUAAGGGAUACUCGUGUUCUCUCGCUGUUUCUUUGUGUGUAGAUGUUUCCGUGGGUCGCAUAGUAGAGAGAGAGAACGAGCGCUCGAAUGGGGGGGUGUUUUCGUCGUCAGGUUGCCGACACAGAAAUACCAUGUAGUGUGUGGGCAUGUACACCACGACCCUCCUUCAUACCCCGGCCACGGAAAGUAAGUGAAGUUCUCGUCGCACGGGGAAGACUGUGGGGAGGUAGAGGGAGUCCGUGGGGCUACCCACCAACUCCCUGGGUAGGUUGGUGUGGGUUUUGUAUAGAAAAAACGCAUGGCCCCGUGAUCGGCAAAGUGGUAUAUAUGUAAACCACUGCUGAGACCCGGGUCGUUUCAAUAGAGCGGUGAUGGUGGUUAGUGGUGGGGUGAGGCGCGACAGGACAGGGGAGACACGUGCGUCAUGAGGUCUAGAGCAAGGACAUCU
Messenger RNA from Ectocarpus sp. CCAP 1310/34, 3500 nucleotides. Lineage: Eukaryota; Phaeophyceae; Ectocarpales; Ectocarpaceae. The record is from the annotation of a GenBank genome assembly.